Molecule: messenger RNA, 3342 nt
Organism: Pseudopipra pipra
Lineage: Eukaryota; Metazoa; Chordata; Aves; Passeriformes; Pipridae
Gene: HOXC6
Product: homeobox C6
Biological process (GO): regulation of transcription by RNA polymerase II; anterior/posterior pattern specification
Cellular component (GO): nucleus
Molecular function (GO): RNA polymerase II cis-regulatory region sequence-specific DNA binding; DNA-binding transcription factor activity, RNA polymerase II-specific
Source: RefSeq, a predicted model, not a curated record
AUGCCUGGAAUUCUUUCCCCAUGGCCAUGAGUGUGAGAUCCCCGCACCGGGCGGGCUCCAAGUUGGGCAGCCCAAGGUGGGAGUUGAGCUCCCCACCCCAGAGGGGACUCAGCCCACAGAAGGUGCUGCCCCAGCUCCUUUUCGCUCAGAAACUUUAUUUUUUUUUCCCCUGGUGACACUCGGGGGAAGCCUGAGCGUUAUAGAAGAUGAAUACACGAGGGUUUGGUUGCGUUUGGGGUUUUUCUUUUUUUUUUUUUUUUCAGUUGUAGUCUCGUUUAUGGUUUUAUUGCUACCAUUGAUUACUUUGCUUUGUUACACAGAGGAAAAAGAGCAUAAAAUCCGUUGGCAUCCGGGUUCCUGUUAUAGCUGGGGGAAAAAUAUACACACACACCCCCCUGCCCUUCUUUGUCAGCUAAAGUCUUUUAGGGAUACGUCGCUAAAAAAAAAAAAAUAAAAUAAAAAGGAAUUGAGUCCAUUGAUGGGGAGCAAGACAAACAAACGCCCUGAGUUUGGAAUCUGAGGGGGCACCCACAGCCCUUCCUUCUCCCCAGGCCCCCGCACCCUUCACGUUUAAAUCCCAGCGUGGACACGACGGAGGUUUAACAAAAACCCAGCACACACACACAGAGACACCAGAGAGGAGGCCGGGGCUCCCCUGCCAUGAUGGAAUUUUUAAAUAGCGAGCCUGAUAAAGAUACCUCCCAAUAUUUACAGAUCAGCAGGUAUGUUUUACGUUUAAGGGGCAAUUUAUGGCUCCAGAUUGAAAUGAAAAUGAGAUUAGCUGCCUUCAUUUCAAUUAGUCCUAGGUGCAAUCCACCCAGAGAAGGCAGAAUAUAAUCCCCCUUCGCAUCUGCCUAAAUAUUCGCAGCAGAAGUUUCCCAAUCAGCUGGAAAUAUCUGCAACUCUAAAUUGCUGCGAACACACACACACACACACACGAGGUUUUGUCCCCAGCUCAGGCUCCCCCUUUACAACCACAAAUCUUCUUUUUUCCCCCCCUUCUUUCCGCCCCCCCUCCCUUUCCUGCUGUUGUUGUAGUUGUUGUCGAAAAUGUAAAUAUCCUCCAGCAUUAAAAAUUCGCAGGGAAGCGUCUGAGGGGGGGGAGAAAUGUCAAACUGGAGGAGAAAUCCAACUUCCAGGCUAACGUGAGUUUGCAAUGUUGGGUGUUGCUCUGCUGAAUGUCCUUUUUUUUUUUGUUUUCCUCCCCCCUCCCCUCCCCAAGACAUACUUUGAGAAGGCUCCGAAACACGUUAUCAAUUCAGAAGUCGCCAUGUUUUCCCCCCCUCUCUCUUUAUGUAAUAUUUUCUCAUCAGGAACACAACCGUUUGAUUCCAGAAUAUUGACCAGUGCUACAGGAGAACAAGAAGGGAAGAGGGGAAAAAAAAAAACAGGGAAAAAAAAAAGGAGGGUAAUUUAUGGCUUAAUAUUCUGUGGACGUCUGAGAUUUAUUGCUGUGAAUUCUGAGCUAUUUUAUUACGAGAUAUUAAGCAAACAUUUCUUUGAAACAAUAAUAAAGAAAACAUCAACAAGCCAAACACGAGCAGCAAAAAAAAAAACCCCACGCCAAACAGCGCGGCCGGUGCUCCCAAACCCCGGCGUCCAGCAGCGGAAAAAAGGGGGUGAGAGUGGGGAAAGGAGGGGAAGGGGGGGGGGAAGGAAAAGUUAAGCCUGGCUUAAGAAAUUUGCGCCUCUCCAGCCUCCCCCCCCCUCCCCACCCCCUCCGAGAGCCCCCCGGGCAGCACCCCCAGCCCUGCCUCGGGCAGCGCUCCCCUCCCGCCGCAGCCCCCCCGCGCCCCGGCCCCCCGGGGGUGCUGGGGGGGGUUUGGGGGUGCAGGACUUACUUUCCAUGCCCACUUAGUUUCAACUAGGGAAUCAAGAGAAGCAAAAGCAAUUUUUUCCCUUUUUGACACCCGCCUCCCCAUUGGCUCCCCCCGGGUCAGCUGACUGUGUCAUUCUGUCUGUCCUGGAGCAGAGCCUUCCCUAUAACAAUCUAGUUCAGACUACAAACUGGAGACAGAAAUAAAUAUUAAAGAAAUCACACAGCCAGGUAUAGAGGACGAUAUGAAUUCCUAUUUUACAAACCCAUCUUUAUCCUGCCAUCUAACCAGUGGCCAAGAGGUGCUUCCCAACGUAGCCCUCAAUUCAACUGCCUAUGACCCUGUCAGGCAUUUUUCUACUUAUGGAGCAGCCGUUGCUCAAAACCGGAUUUAUUCUUCUCCUUUUUAUUCACCGCAAGAUAAUGUUGUGUUUAGCUCCAGCCGAGGACCUUAUGACUAUGGAUCUAAUGCUUUUUACCAAGAAAAAGACAUGCUUUCUAGCUGCAGGCAAAAUUCUAUGGGACAUAAUACACAGACAUCAAUCGCACAGGAUUUUACCAGUGACCAAAACAGGAACACUUCGCAAGAACAAAAAACUAGCAUUCAAAUAUACCCCUGGAUGCAGCGUAUGAACUCCCACAGUGGAGUCGGUUACGGGGCCGACCGCCGGCGGGGCCGCCAGAUUUAUUCCCGUUACCAGACCUUGGAGCUGGAGAAGGAAUUUCACUUCAACCGGUACCUGACCCGGCGGAGGCGGAUCGAGAUCGCCAACGCGCUCUGCCUGACGGAGCGGCAGAUCAAGAUCUGGUUCCAGAACCGGCGGAUGAAAUGGAAAAAAGAGAGUAAUUUGAGUUCCACGCUCUCCGGGGCGGGAGGGGGGGGCGGCGCCGCCGCCGCCGACAGCUUGGCCAAGGAGGAGAAGCGAGAAGAGACAGAGGAGGAGAAGCAGAAGGAGUGAAGAAGUGACAGCUCGGCGGCAGGACCCCCCCCCAAACACACACACACGCUGCGACCCCCCCCUUCCCACCCCCCCCUCCCCCCUAUUUAUCACUGGCACAAUGUUUGGCUACUUUAAAAAAAAAAAAGGAAAAAAAAAGGACAAAAAAAAGGGAAAAAAGAGUAAAUAAUAAUAAUAAUAAUGAUGAGGGGGGAGGUGAAACAAUAAUGUCUGAGGUGGGUGGAAAUGUGGCCCCCCACCCCCCUCCCCGCUCUCUCCGGUGACCCCCACCCCGCACACGCAUCUCCGCCAUCGCCUAUUUAUCUGCCUCGGGAUGAGAACUGUUCCCAGCCGCACACUCCCCCUUCCUGCCUCCCCCCACCCCAAAUUGGGCAGCCACCCUCCGCUCUGCCGGCCCGGACUCUGCCCAGUCGCUUCUCCUCCUCCUCCUCCUCCCCCCCCAGUCCCCAGCCAGAGCAAUUCUUCCUCCCCCCCCCGGUGAAAAAAAAAAUAAUCUGAUUUUCCCUGAGGAAAAAAAAAAAGGAAAAAAGAAAAAAAAAAAAAAGCUCCUUCCACCCAAAUCUCGCC